GGCGUUUUGAAGUGUGUACGUUUCUGUGCACUAAACAUAAAUAAUGAUUCUCAGACAGUUUAUUAUAAAUAAAUACACUAAAAACUGUUUCGGUUACUGUAAAGUAUCAUGAUUGUUGUGUGUUAGCAAUAUUUAGUCGCGAGUGUGCGCUAAAAUGGACAAGAAAAAUGCAAUUCGAAGAGCCAAAAGGCCUUCCAAAGUGCUUGAAGAAAAUUAUUGGGAUUGCAGCGUCUGUACGUACAGAAAUAAUGCAGAAGCAUUUAAAUGUUCGAUGUGCGACGUCAGAAAAGGUACUUCAACACGCAAACCUCGAAUCAAUCCUGCGCUGGUGGCCGCCCAGGCCGCAGGUACGGCGCCCACUAGUUCGCAGAAGAGGCCACGCUCUGCGAAUUCGCUCAAGAAGAAGCGACGGCAUCCGCCGCGGCUCAGCAAUGUUGAUCGCAGCUCAGCGCAAACUAGAGAGGUAACUGUAAGCGGUGUUACAGUAGUUAUAACCGAAUACAAACCGAAGAAGUCCGUCUCUAGCAGUUCCAGCGACGUGGAAUCCUCAAAUGACGCCCGACCAUGAUCCAUGACAGUCCAGUGGUCACAAUGCGUUGAUGAAAGCUCAACUCCAAAAUAGCAUACUAUAAGGUCUUAAAUUGCUAAAUACUAAUGGUACGAUAUGAAGUUUUUGAUU
Molecule: messenger RNA, 679 nt
Organism: Achroia grisella
Lineage: Eukaryota; Metazoa; Arthropoda; Insecta; Lepidoptera; Pyralidae
Gene: RYBP
Product: YY1-associated factor 2
Exons: 3
Coding region: 155-568 (137 amino acids)
Biological process (GO): positive regulation of DNA-templated transcription
Cellular component (GO): nucleus
Molecular function (GO): transcription coregulator activity; DNA binding
Source: RefSeq, a predicted model, not a curated record